UUCACUCUCCUCGCUGCUUAUUUCCAUCACAUACAUAACUGACUUUCCGUGUGCUCUGCUCUCCUAUACGCCAUGGACUACAGCAACGAGGCCACGAUCACCGCCGCGGCGCAACCUUACGGCCGCUCCAUGUCGCCGCCGUCGCGCGUGUCGUCGUGCUCGCCGCCCCCUGUAUUUCCGCUGAUGGGGAACGCGCCGUCGUCGCCGCCGACCAUCGUCCUCAGCCCGUGCGCGGCGUGCAAGGUCCUCCGCCGCCGCUGCGCCGACGGCUGCAUGCUGGCGCCCUACUUCCCGCCGACCGGGCCCGCCAAGUUCACCACCGCCCACCGCGUCUUCGGUGCCAGCAACAUCAUCAAGCUCCUCCAGGAUUUGCCGGAGAGCUCGCGGGCAGACGCGGUGAGCAGCAUGGUGUACGAGGCGGAGGCGCGGCUGCGGGACCCAGUGUACGGGUGCGCCGGGACGGUGUGCCGGCUGCAGAAGGAAGCCAACGAGCUCAAGGUGGACCUGGCGCGGGCGCAGGCCGACCUCCUAAGCAUCCAGACACAGCACGCCAACCUCCUCGCCCUCGUCUGCGUCGAGUUUGCUGCCAAUCACCGAGGCGACCAGCAGCUGCACCAGCCACCGCCACUGGGCGACCAGCUGAACGGCAUCGGUGGUAGCGGCGGCGGCGCCAUGUACCAACCGCUAUACAACUCGGACUUCGACUCCGCGCCGUGGGAAGAGGCCCGGCAGCUCUGGACCUGAGCACGCCGGCUACGGCGCUUAAUCACUAGAAGUACACGUAGUACUAUACAUAUUAGUACGUAAAUACAAAAUACUAGUGUUGUACACUAGAUGUUCAACGGCAAUGACUUCGUCUUUUGGUGAGUCACCUUGGAUCUAAAUAUUAGUGACGAAGCCGCGUCGAGUUCGGGUAAGGAGAUGAUCCGUCAUUUUUUUUAUGUCUACUAUGAUGAUGCCAGAGGCAUAUGAGGGGCGAUGGUGUGAAGCUACAGAAUUUAUUCGGUCUUGAUUGUAAUUUUUUUUUUGGCUGAUGUUUCUCUUCGUGCAAAGAAG
Triticum dicoccoides is the source of this 1056-nucleotide messenger RNA. RefSeq names its product LOB domain-containing protein 1-like. The coding region runs from base 73 to 744 and encodes 223 amino acids. Lineage: Eukaryota; Viridiplantae; Streptophyta; Magnoliopsida; Poales; Poaceae. The record is from RefSeq and is a predicted model, not a curated record. The transcript is spliced from 2 exons.